This is a messenger RNA of Durusdinium trenchii, 645 nucleotides long. Lineage: Eukaryota; Dinophyceae; Suessiales; Symbiodiniaceae. The record is from the annotation of a GenBank genome assembly.
AUGGAGUCUACCCGUCCCUCCGUGGUGUUUCUGCAUGGCUUUGGCGGUCCGAGCAAGGUGGAGCAAGCCUUUCUUGAACGGUUGAGAGAGAACUUCGAGGCGGUGGGCGUCACCCUCCGAGCCCCGACCUACCAUCCAGGCGGCCACGUGGCAGCCACCUCGCUCCCGUCCUUCCUGGAGGAACUGGCUGCAGAGCUGGAGCAGCACACGCAGCACGCGCACGCUCAGAGUGUCCUGGUGGGCUUCUCUGUUGGGGGUUACCUGGUGGCCAACUUUCAGGAGCGGUGGCCCCAUUUGGUGAAGAAGGCUGUGCUCUUGGCGCCUGCAAUCGACAACUUUGACAGGAACUUCAAGGACAAGCUUCCUGAGAAGUGGCACAUGCCCGUGGCCUAUGUGAAGGAGCUGCAGGGGAUGUCGGCCAGGCCAGCCAUCAAGGUUCCCACCAUGCUUGUGCACGGGGAGCUUGAGACGGACCAAGGGGGGCUCGGCCUUGUGGCGCAUGAAGGAGUGGGAGGCGGCCGAGGACUUCACAGUUUGCCACUACCCCAAAGGUCUAGGGCACUCGCUGGAGAUCGUGGAGGAGGGGCCGGGCUUCAACGGCUUGGUCUCCUGGAUCCUCGCGGAGUGAGCCAAGGUGUAGCUUGA